AUGAUGAAUACGGGUAGUUUGUUGCACCAGCAGCCAAGCGGGAUAUCAAUAGUAGGAAUAACAGCUACGGUCAAUAAUGCGGGUUGUAUACCAGUGCCAUUUUUUAAUGGUUUUUCGGUUGCUACCCAGAAUCAAUUACAUAAUAAUCAACCACAGCCGGAGCUAUUACCUGAAAUUAUGCGCACACAAAUAUCAGAAAACUCUGUAAAUAUUCAACUUAAUAUGCCUCCUGAUCAACGGGAGCAACAUCAUUUACAACAGCAACAUCACUUGUUUAUCGAUCAACAUCAGAUUUCUCAACACAGUGGCUUUCCAACGAUGCAACAUUAUCACGAAAAUAUAUUAGAUACUCCUAGAAUGACGCAGAUGUUACCUACUGAUGUACCGUUUUCACCUAAUUUUUAUGAGUAUCAACCUGUUCCGAAUAUGCAAAACAUACAUGCACCGGCAUUAGGCAAGUCGUUGAUUCGAGAAGUAUCGCAGCAACCUUGUGAUUUUGGAGGAAACACGAUGCCAUCUUCAUCAAAUCAUGACAGCACUUCUGCAGCAGAUCCAUGCACUCAAAUUGCGCACGUUCUACAAUGCUAUCAACAAGGUGGUGAAGAUGCGGAAUUUGUUCGGAAAGCAAUCGAAAGUUUAGUGAAAAAACUGAAAGAUAAGCGGAACGAAUUAGAGAAUUUAAUUACGGCUAUAACAUCAGCAGGAAAGCAGCCAACAAGUUGCGUGACUAUUCAGCGAUCACUGGAUGGACGUCUUCAAGUUGCCGGUCGAAAAGGUGUUCCUCACGUUGUUUAUGCUCGUAUUUGGCGUUGGCCAAAUGUUCACAAAAAUGAGUUGCAGAAAUUACCGAUUUGUGCAAUAGCACCAGACAACCAGGAUGUGAUUUGCAUCAACCCUUACCAUUAUGAACGAAUAGUGUCUUCGCCUAUAGGGAAUAUCGACAUGUCCACGUUGCGCUUAGAUGUAUUAACUUCACCUGCAUCAUCAUCACAAAAUACGUUAUCGAAUAACCUAGCGAACACUAUUGCUACAGGACAAAUUGGAGCUCAAACAUUGCCUAUUGAAAAUUCAUUUUGCGAUGUGACAUCACCAGAGGCAUUGAAUAUGCUACCAAAUGGCACAACGGAUGGCGCCAAUAUUAGCGAGCAAAAUGCUUGGCUGAAUCAGAAUUGUGUGUUGUCAGCAGCAAAUUCAUCAGUUUCACAUUUAUAUCAACAACAACCUGAAGACAAUUUGGAUGCAGUACGCUUACCAAAUACACCAAUCUGCUUUGUAGUUCCUGAUCACUGGUGUUCUAUAUCAUACUAUGAGUUAGAUACCCAAAUUGGAGAAACAUUUCGUGUACGAAAAGAUCGGUCAGAGGUAAUAAUUGAUGGCGGUGUGAAUCCAGCAGGAGCGAAACUUGGCCGGUUUUGUCUUGGAGCCUUAUCAAAUGUUCAUAGGAGUGAGGCUUCCGAAAAAGCAAGAUUGCACAUUGGUAAAGGUGUACGUAUAUCAACUCAGCGUGAUGGUAGUGUAUAUCUGGAAUGUUUGUCGCAUAAAUCAGUUUUCGUACGAAGUUAUUAUUUAGAUUUUGAGAACAAUAUUGCAUACGGUAGCACUGUACAUAAAUUUUGUUCAGGAUCACCGAACAAAAAGAUAUUUGAUCUACGUUGGGCUUUUGCGGAAAUGGAACAUCAAAGCAAAUCUGCUCAUUUAGCUAUGGUUGCACAAGCAGCUGCAGUUGCAGGAUAUGCCCCUCCGUCAAAUCUUACAUCGUUUAAUGACCAUUUGGGGACUGGUGUUGACGAAUUGAGACAUGUAUGCUGUAUAAUAGCGAUAUCGUUUGUAAAAGGUUGGGGUGUUGGUUAUAAUCGCGCAUUAAUUAAGGAAACACCGUGCUGGGUAGAACUACAACUUCAUCGACCGCUACAACUUUUGGAUCAGUUGCUGAAGAAUGAAUAUUAA
This is a messenger RNA of Thelazia callipaeda (thelaziosis nematode), 1947 nucleotides long. The record is from the annotation of a GenBank genome assembly. NCBI's taxonomy places the organism in Eukaryota, Metazoa, Nematoda, Chromadorea, Rhabditida, Thelaziidae.